This is a messenger RNA of Tripterygium wilfordii, 2291 nucleotides long. Its product is annotated as protein NUCLEAR FUSION DEFECTIVE 4-like. Gene Ontology annotation, cellular component: membrane. The coding region runs from base 78 to 1853 and encodes 591 amino acids. The record is from RefSeq and is a predicted model, not a curated record. The transcript has 3 exons. NCBI's taxonomy places the organism in Eukaryota, Viridiplantae, Streptophyta, Magnoliopsida, Celastrales, Celastraceae.
CCUUUGUUUAUUGAUAAAAGCCGCCAUCUUUUUUUCAUUUCAAGUAUUGAUUCUGGUUCUGGGUCUGAUUUUGAGUGAUGGGCAGGUUGAAAGCAGGAUUUGGAUCGUUUAUUAAUAACAGAUGGCUCGUAUUUGUGGCUGCAAUGUGGAUUCAAUCGUGUGCGGGGGUUGGGUAUUUGUUUGGGAGCAUAUCGCCGGUGAUAAAAAGCUCGUUGGGGUACAACCAGAGGCAGUUGUCGAAGCUGGGUGUGGCCAAGGAUCUUGGUGACAGUGUUGGGUUUUUGGCUGGAUCCUUGUCUGAGUUUUUGCCUUUAUGGGCUGCUCUCCUUGUUGGAGCCUUGCAGAAUUUGAUUGGGUAUGGCUGGGUGUGGCUUGUCGUCACAGGUCGAGCUCCAGUAUUGCCUUUGUGGGUUAUGUGCAUUCUUAUAUUUGUAGGAACCAAUGGUGAAACCUACUUCAAUACGGCUGCUCUUGUUUCUUGUGUACAAAACUUUCCCAAAAGUCGGGGUCCUGUGGUGGGGAUAUUGAAGGGCUUUGCUGGGCUGGGCGGCGCUAUUUUGACUCAAAUAUAUUACAUGAUCCACUCCCCUGAUCAUGCAAAUCUAAUAUUCAUGGUUGCAGUAGGGCCAGCAAUGGUAGUCGUUGCUCUAAUGUUCUUUAUCAGACCUGUUGGGGGUCACAGACAAGUCCGGCCAUCUGAUGGAUCGAGCUUUACUAUUGUAUAUAGUGUGUGCCUAUUAUUGGCUGCAUACUUGAUGGGAGUCAUGCUUGUCCAAGAUCUGCUCGAUGUGUCCCACACAAUUACAACAAUUUUUACGGUAAUUAUGAUUGUUCUUGUAUUGAUUCCCAUAGUGAUUCCAAUAUCAUUGAGUUUCUUCAUGGAGCCAAGAGGUUCACUGGAAGAGGUUCUUCUACCUAAACCUGAGGAGCAAGAACCAGGUAACUCUGAGCGGGACAGUCACGAGGUCAUAUUCAGUGAAGUUGAGGAUGAAAAGCCAAAGGAAGUCGACUUGCUUCCUGCAGCAGAAAGGCAAAAACGAAUUGCCCAAUUGCAAACAAAACUAGCCCAAGCAGCUGCAGAGGGAGCAGUGAGGGUCAAGAGGAGGAGGGGUCCACAUAGAGGUGAAGACUUCACCUUGAUGCAGGCUUUGAUUAAGGCAGACUUUUGGCUCAUGUUUGUCUCCCUUCUAUUGGGUUCCGGAUCCGGAUUGACUGUGAUUGAUAACCUGGGUCAAAUGAGUCAGUCUUUAGGAUAUGACAACACACAUAUUUUUGUAUCCAUGAUUAGCAUUUGGAACUUCCUUGGUCGUAUUGGUGGGGGUUACUUCUCUGAGGUUGUUGUGAGGGACUAUGCUUAUCCAAGGCCGGUAGCGUUGGCUGUAGCCCAAUUUGUUAUGGCAAUUGGACAUGUCUUCUUUGCAAUGGGAUGGCCUGGGGCAAUGCACAUUGGUACUCUCUUGAUUGGUCUUGGAUAUGGCGCCCAUUGGGCAAUUAUGCCGGCUACCGCCUCAGAGUUGUUUGGCUUGAAAAAGUUUGGUGCUUUGUAUAAUUUCCUCACUCUGGGGAAUCCAGCUGGUUCCCUUGUAUUCUCUGGUCUAAUUGCAAGCCAUAUAUAUGACCGUGAAGCUGAGAAGCAAGCUCAUGGUCACCAUAACCUAAUACAGAAUUCAGGUUCAAUCUUAUCUGGCGUUCUUGGCGUAGACGAGUCACUGAAGUGCCAAGGCUCUGUUUGCUACUUCUUAACUUCCUUGAUAAUGUCAGGAUUUUGCAUCGUUGCAGUAGUGUUGAGUAUGAUUCUUGUCUAUCGAACGAAGAUUGUCUAUGCCCACCUUUAUGGAAAAUCUCGUACUUAAAAUUUCUUGGAAGAGGGAAAAGGAGAUUGGGCUUUGCAUAGAUGGAGUAUGCCAUACACUUUGAGACAAUGCUGGUAAACGUUGAACAGAGUUUGUGAGGGAUUUUCCCAUGUCAAUAUCUAAAGGUCAAGAAAGUGUUUGAGGCCAGAAUAUCUCUGCAGUAAACACCUUGAGAUUUUGUUGUUCUUUGCAUUGAGUUGGGUGCUAUGUGAUCAGUGAAGAUUUUGCUUUGAUUGUGCAAGUGUUCAUUAGGUAUUUAUAUAAUUAAUGGGCCAAUUUUUCCUGCAAAAAUGUCAUUUUGUUCAUUUUUGUUGAAGGUGGCUCAUUGAUUCUUCUUCUCUUGGAAGGAAUUUGAUUAGUUGUCAAGUUGUUGUGAGAUUCUAUUCUCUUGUAAGCUAUGCAUGAAUAUAUAUAAAACAUAUGAAGGUUUUGAUUCUA